CGGCUCCGCCCCCGCCUGUCUGUGUCUGCAGUGGCCGCCAUCGAUAAAGUUGUUGUUCUGCCAACAUGGCGGCGCCCGUGGUGACUGGCCGGGCCGUGUUCGCCUAAGGUGGGAACCGAGGCGUAAGGAGCCGCAGGCCAGAGCCUGUGAGCAGGGCCUUCCCUCCUUUUGAAGAAUGGCUCCUUCUUGGCAGAGGCUGGGUUUAUAUGCCUCUCUUCUGAAAAGGCAGCUACGUGAUGGUCCAGAUGUCAUCAAAUGGGGAAGGAGAGUGAUUCCAGGAUGUUCCAGAGGUAUUUACAGUGCCACGGGAAAGUGGACCAAAGAGUAUACACUGCAGACAAGAAAGGAUGUGGAGAAAUGGUGGCAUCAACGAAUAAAAGAACAGGCCUCCAAAAUUUCAGAAGCUGAUAAAUCAAAGCCCAAGUUUUACGUGCUUUCCAUGUUCCCUUAUCCUUCCGGCAAGCUGCACAUGGGCCACGUGCGUGUGUACACCAUCAGCGACACCAUUGCACGCUUCCAGAAGAUGAGAGGGAUGCAGGUUAUCAAUCCCAUGGGAUGGGAUGCAUUUGGAUUGCCUGCCGAAAAUGCUGCGAUCGAGAGGAAUCUACAUCCAGAAAGUUGGACACAGAGUAAUAUUAGACACAUGAGGAAACAACUUGAUCGACUGGGCCUGUGUUUCAGCUGGGAUAGAGAAAUAACCACGUGUUUACCAGAUUACUACAAAUGGACUCAGUAUCUCUUUAUUAAACUCUAUGAAGCUGGACUGGCCUAUCAAAAAGAGGCCUUGGUUAACUGGGACCCAGUGGAUCAAACAGUGCUUGCCAAUGAGCAGGUGGAUGAACAUGGCUGUUCGUGGCGUUCUGGAGCGAAGGUGGAACAGAAGUACCUCAGACAGUGGUUUAUUAAGACAACUGCUUAUGCAAAGCCCAUGCAGGACGCGCUGGCAGACCUUCCGGAAUGGUAUGGAAUAAAAGGCAUGCAGGCCCACUGGAUCGGGGACUGUGUGGGCUGCCAUUUGGACUUCACAUUAAAGGUUGAUGGGCAAGUCACAGGAGAAAAGCUGAGCGCCUACACGGCCACCCCCGAGGCCAUUUACGGCACCGCCCACGUGGCCAUCUCUCCCAGCCACAGACUCUUACAUGGGCACAGCUCUCUGAAGGAAGCCUUUCGGAAGGCUCUCAUCCCUGGCAAAGAUUGCCUCACGCCCGUGACAGCUGUGAACAUGCUCACCCAGCAGGAAGUCCCUGUUGUCAUCUUGGCCAAAGCUGACUUUGAGGGCUCUCUGGAUGCAAAAAUAGGAAUUCCCAGCACCAGCUUAGAGGACACUGUCUUAGCCCAAACCCUGGGCCUGUCGUACUCUGAAGUCAUUGAAACCAUGCCAGAUGGCACGGAGAGACUGAGCAGCUCUGCGGAGUUCACAGGUAUGAACCGGCCGGAUGCAUUUCUAGCCCUGACUCAGAAAGCCCGGAGGAAGAGAGUGGGCGGAGAGGUGACAAGUGAUAAAUUGAAGGACUGGCUGAUCUCUCGGCAGCGGUACUGGGGCACGCCCAUCCCCAUGGUCCACUGCCCGGCCUGCGGUCCUGUGCCCGUGCCUCUGGAGGACUUGCCUGUGACCUUGCCCAGCAUCACCUCUUUCACUGGCAAGGGAGGCUCCCCACUGGCCUCAGCUUCGGAGUGGGUGAAUUGCUCCUGCCCUAGGUGCAAGGGAGCAGCCACGAGAGAGACAGAUACGAUGGAUACCUUUGUUGAUUCUGCUUGGUACUACUUCAGAUAUACCGACCCUCAGAAUACUCAGAGCCCUUUCAGCACAGCGUUGGCAGAUUACUGGAUGCCUGUGGAUUUGUACAUUGGAGGGAAAGAACAUGCUGUCAUGCACUUGUUCUAUGCAAGAUUCUUUAGUCAUUUUUGCCAUGAUCAAAAAAUGGUCAAGCACAGAGAGCCUUUUCAUAAACUGCUGGCCCAAGGCCUUGUCAAGGGGCAGACGUUCCGCCUACCAUCUGGACAGUAUCUACAGCGAGAGGAAGUAGAUCUCACAGGUUCUGUUCCUGUUCAUGCAAACACGAGGGAGAAGUUAGAGGUGACUUGGGAGAAAAUGAGCAAAUCCAAGCACAAUGGCGUGGACCCCGAGGCCGUUGUGGAGCAGUACGGCAUUGACACCAUCCGGCUCUACAUCCUUUUCGCCGCCCCUCCUGAGAAGGAUAUCUUGUGGGAUGUAAAAACCGACGCUCUCCCUGGGGUGCUGAGAUGGCAGCAGCGUCUCUGGUCCUUGGCAACUCGAUUUAUCGAGGCCAGGGUUUCUGGGAAGGUUCCCAGGCCUCAGCUGUUGAGUAACGAGGAGAAAGCCGAGGGCAGGAAGCUGUGGGAGUACAAGAACUCCAUCAUCUCUCAGGUGACUGCCCAUUUCACAGAGGACUUCUCACUGAAUUCUGCGAUUUCUCAACUGAUGGGACUCAGCAGUGCCCUCUCGCAAGCUUCUCAGAGAGUUGUUCUCCACAGCCCUGAGUUUGAGGAUGCUCUCUGCGCCCUGAUGGUGAUGGCUGCUCCCAUGGCCCCUCACAUAACCUCGGAGCUCUGGGCAGGCCUGGCGCUGGUGCCAAGGAAGCUGUGUACUCACUACGCCUGGGACACCAGUGUGCUGCUUCAAGCCUGGCCAGCUGUGGACCCGCAGUUCCUCCAGCAGCCCGAUGUCGUACAGAUGGCGGUUCUGAUCAACAACAAAGCCUGCGGCAAAAUCCCUGUGCCCCAACAAGUUGCCCAGGACCAGGACAAAGUCCACGAACUGGUUCUCCAAAGUGAACUGGGUGUCAGGCUCUUACAGGGGCGAAGCAUCAAGAAGGCCUUCCUCUCCCCCCGAACCGCCCUCAUCAACUUCCUGAUACAGGAGUGACUGCAGGGAUGCUGCGGCUACCACGAGGGCUUGAGGCACCUCCUCCAGAUGUGCUGUGAGGAGGUUAACAAGCAGGGCCCCACUUUACGGAUGGGCAGACUGAGGCUUGGAGCUGUCGGGGAACCUGCCUGAGGUCGCCAGCUGGUGAGUGUCUGGAGGUGGGUGCUGUUGGUUUCCGUUUCAUGAUCUGGGUGCUGAUGGCAGAGUUUAUGAGGAUUUGUUGACCUGUACGCUUAAUGUGUAUGAGUUUUCAGAAUCUCUAUUUCCUCAAAUGUUCACUUUUUUUAAGAAGUCUAUAUAAGCUACAAGGAUAUAUAUUGUACAACACAGGGAAUACAGCCAAUGUUUUAUAAUAACUAUACAUGGAAUAUGACCUUUAAAAAUUGUGAAUCACUGUAUUGUACACCUAUAACUUAUAGAAUAUUGUACAUCAAUUAUGCUUUAAGAAAAAAAAAAUCUAUAACACCAAGUGCUAAAAGCAAAAAAAGCCAGUCAUGACCUACCCAGCAGGACCCUGGGCCAGCCUCCCACAGCUCAGAGGCUCCACCGCCCCACAGGGACGGUGCCCACCAGGAUGCGCGAGGUCAUCAGCUCUGGUACACAGUGAGUGCUUAGCACAGGAUAGUUCCUUUCUCUUCCCCUUUUCCGCGCUUUCGUGGCCUGAGACAGGGCCCUGCGGAAGGGAGCAGAGAAGGAGAGGAGGAUUCAGAGACCUGACCUUGGUUUCCCCAUUUCCCCUCCCAGAGCCCUCUCUUUCCCUGCGGCCACAAAUGACUGCCUGGUGGUCACAGGUGGGGCAGUUGAGCUGAGGCACAGCCCCAGGGCCAGGGCAGGGGUCAGAGGUCUGGGCGGGGGCCUGCCUAGGGUAACGACAAACAGGAGCCUCCCAGA
Molecule: messenger RNA, 3778 nt
Organism: Globicephala melas (long-finned pilot whale)
Lineage: Eukaryota; Metazoa; Chordata; Mammalia; Artiodactyla; Delphinidae
Gene: LARS2
Product: leucyl-tRNA synthetase 2, mitochondrial
Biological process (GO): leucyl-tRNA aminoacylation; mitochondrial translation
Cellular component (GO): mitochondrion
Molecular function (GO): ATP binding; aminoacyl-tRNA deacylase activity; leucine-tRNA ligase activity
Source: RefSeq, a predicted model, not a curated record